UUGUAUUUAUUUAAGUUGUUUCAUAUAUCUCUGGAAGAUACGUUGCCGAUAUUUUGUGUGUAAAUACAUUAGUAAUAUUUUUAAUGAGUAUAUAUACUUAACUGUGGUAAUGUAACGUUUAUGAAGCGCAUUGAGCUCUAUUUUAGCAUUUUAAUUACUACAUCAAUUAUUUUUGAUAUUGUCUUGUUUACUUCGGUAAUUUAUUGAAAGUAAAAGUGAAGUGGAAUUCGAUUAUAACGAUGCCGGAUAAAACAAUAUUUUUGGUGUAAUAAUCCAGCAAUGCCUGGUAGAUUUUCCAUCAUUUGUUGAAGUCUGGAUUAAUAGAUUAUCUUUGAAACAACACAGUUACUAUAUCUAUAAUGAAUAAAAAUAAUAAUGGAGAGUCCAAAAAAACUAAUGAUAAUACACAAGAACCUCGAAUAUCCUUCAGAUUCAAUAACAAUGUUAGAGAAUUACCAUUGUCUAAAUUUGAUAUGAUCGUAUAUAGAGAAGUAAUGAAACUUAUUGAUAAUACCGAAAUUCAAGAAAAUCUAAAUUCUGAAAAAUCUGUUCAUUCUUCAAAUGUUAAUUAUUGGACUAAGGAAUAUAAUUAUUAUUCAACCCAAGCAUAUAUUUAUGGGAAUCUUAUUAAACAAUUGGAAAAAGAUUUAAAAAUUAAUAAACAAGCUCAACCAAGGAAGAAUUUGACUUGUUCAGUGAACCAAAAUGUUAACAUAUAUUUAGAAAGUGAUCAAUCGAAAAAUAUGAAUGUUGAUCCAGAAAUAAUAGAAAUAUCAGAUAAUGAAAUUGAUCAGUCUUUAAAUAAAAAUAAACAUUCAACAAAUUCAAUGUUGGUUGAUAAAAAACAAGAAACUAAAUGCUCUUCUAUUAAUUUAGUUGGUGUAAUUGAGGAAUGUCAAAAAUUAAAAGUAAAACAUAAAAUAGACCCAAAAUCAAAAACUAGUAAUGUUACACCAAAUGAUAACAUUAACAAUAACUGCAAUAAUAAAGCACUUCCUAUUAAUUUUGAAGCUUGUACAUCAUUAAAUAAAGAAACAUGUUUACUUACAUGUACAUGUAAAUGUAAUUCUGGAUCGAAAUCAAAAACAAUGCUUAUAGACGAUAAAAUUAAUUGUGAUGAUGUUAAUUAUAAGAUCUCUACCUUUGUUGAUAUAAAAGAUAAAUGUAAAAAAAAUUGUAAUCCUGAUAUUAAAACAAGUGGCUCAAAUAAAAAUAAACGAGAAAAAUCUUUUAAUAAAACUAAUAAUCAGAAUAUACUAAAUAUUAAAAUACCCAAGUUAGCAAAAACAGGUCAAGAAUCUGCUGGUUUACAUUUAAAGAAAUCGGAAUCAAGAAAUGCCACACCAAUUUAUAACAUUAAUAAUAAUUGCAAUAUCAAAUCACUGCUUAUUAAUGUUGAAGCUUGUACAUCAUUAAACAGAAAAACAUGCCUAUCUACAUUAACCCUUAAACAUGAAUCUGCACCAAAACCAAUGUUUGUUAACAAUGAAAUCAAUAGUGAUGAUGUAAAUGAAGGUAUCUCUACAAAAAUUAGAGAUAAUAAAAUAUGUGAUUUAAGUAUUAAAAACUGUGAAAAAAUUCAUUCUAAAACUGAUGAUCAGAGUAUAAUAAAUAUUAAAAUACCAGAGUUACCAAAGACAUUACAAUAUCCUCCACCUUUUCCUGUAGAACACCUUUAUAAUUCUGAUCCAUCGUGGAAAAAUGAAUUGCCAGCACCUAUUUUAGACAUCAAAGAUCAUGAAAAUAAAGUGAUAUUAUACUGGGAUAUGAAAUUGGAUUUAAUGAUGGCAAAAAUAAAUAUGUUUGAAUUGUUUGUAUGUCGAGAGACUAACACAAUUCCUAACUCUUCGAUGUGGAUAAAAGUAGGUGAUAUUAAAGUAGAUAAAUUACCCAUGAAAUGUGACCUUAAUAAAUGUAUUAAAGGAUGUACUUACUAUUUUGCUUUGAGGGCAAUAGAUAUUCAUAAAAGAAAGGCACCUUUCACGAUAAAAAAAAUUAUAAAAUAAUUGAUUUUACCAUUUGGC
This is a messenger RNA of Sipha flava (yellow sugarcane aphid), 2024 nucleotides long. Its product is annotated as activating transcription factor 7-interacting protein 2-like. The transcript is spliced from 3 exons. The record is from RefSeq and is a predicted model, not a curated record. Gene Ontology annotation, molecular function: protein binding; transcription coregulator activity. Gene Ontology annotation, cellular component: nucleus; transcription regulator complex. NCBI's taxonomy places the organism in Eukaryota, Metazoa, Arthropoda, Insecta, Hemiptera, Aphididae. Bases 360 to 2006 code for a protein of 548 amino acids. Gene Ontology annotation, biological process: regulation of DNA-templated transcription.